UGGUACAAGAAGAGUGGGGCGAGCAGAGUCCAGAUCGCAGCUCAGUGCCGGACGGAGAUGACCUCCGGAGCGCUGUGCCUCGUGCUGCUAGCCGCGGGCCAGGCGGCCGCCGGCUACCCGGGGUUCCGCAUCAGGCCCGUCUCCUCGGAGGACCCCGAGACGCGCCUGGGGGCCGAGGCGGGCGAGAGGCUGAUCCUCACCAGCUACGUGGAGGCGGGGAGGGCGGCGGAGGCCAGGAACCUGUCCAAGGUCACGGGCGGCCCCUUCCCGCCCGACAUCCCCAGCUACUCCGGCUUCUUCACGGUCGACAAGAGGCACGGCUCCAACCUCUUCUUCUGGUUCUUCCCGGCCGAGAGAGACUACGAGAACGCGCCGGUGCUGGUGUGGCUGCAAGGGGGCCCUGGGGCGUCGUCCCUGUACGGCCUCUUCAUGGAGGUGGGCCCGUUCUUCGUGUCGGAGGACGGCGAGUCCUUGAUCAGGAACCCCUACUCCUGGCACAAGAACCACUCCAUCGUGUUCAUCGACAACCCCGUUGGAACAGGUUUCAGCUUCACGAAGAAAGACGCCGGAUAUGUGACCACUCAAGAGGAAGUAGGGGAGCAGUUGCACAGUGCUCUCGAGCAGUUCUUCGUCGUGUUCCCAGAGCUGCAGAAGAACCACUUCUUCAUAUGCGGCGAGUCGUACGCCGGUAAAUAUAUUCCCGCUCUAGGCCGCACCAUUCACGAGAAGAAUAGAAAUGCCUCUUUGAAGAUAAAUCUGAAAGGUAUGGCUAUAGGCGAUGGUCUCGUGGAUCCAGUGCACAUGGUACAGUAUAGUGACCUGGUAUACCAGUGGGGUCUCGUCGACAACACCACCUGGAAACAAAUGAAGAAACUUGAAGAUGCAACUGUACAACUUAUUGAAGCUGAAGAAUACAAGCUCGCAGUCGAGACAAUGAAUGACAAUUUGGGCAUUAUCGGGUCGGAGGCCAGAGUGGGAGUGUACAACCUGCUGACGGACAAUGACGACAUCGACAACCACUAUGCCAAGCUCUUGGAGAAAGCGAGUGUGCGCGCAGCCAUCCACGUGGGCAAGCAGACGUACUACCCAUCGAGUGAUGUCGUCUACGACCGACUGAGAGGAGACAUCAUGAAGUCUGUGCGGCCGUGGGUGGAGGAGCUGCUGGACUCCGGGUACCAUGUGGUGUUCUACAACGGCCAGCUGGACAUCAUCGUGGGUUACCCGCUGACGGUGAGCGUCCUGGAGAGGCUGCGGUUCAACGCUGCUCAGGAGUACAAGACCGCCAGCAGGAAGGCGUGGCUCGUGGACGGCAGGGUGGCCGGCUACACCAAGACGGCGGGCAACAUGACCGAGGUGCUGGUGCGAGGUGCCGGCCACAUGGUGCCUUCUGACCAGCCGGCGGCCGGCUUCCAGCUCAUAUACAGCAUCACCAGGGGCACUCUGCGGUGAAGAUUGUGACUCGCCAAUGCUAACAAGUGAAUGUGGGAUGUACAGUCAAUAAAAUAAUUUAAAAAAAAAA
This is a messenger RNA of Bacillus rossius redtenbacheri, 1519 nucleotides long. RefSeq names its product venom serine carboxypeptidase-like. The transcript has 6 exons. NCBI's taxonomy places the organism in Eukaryota, Metazoa, Arthropoda, Insecta, Phasmatodea, Bacillidae. The coding region runs from base 58 to 1449 and encodes 463 amino acids. Gene Ontology annotation, biological process: proteolysis. Gene Ontology annotation, molecular function: serine-type carboxypeptidase activity. The record is from RefSeq and is a predicted model, not a curated record.